Molecule: messenger RNA, 723 nt
Organism: Sinocyclocheilus anshuiensis
Lineage: Eukaryota; Metazoa; Chordata; Actinopteri; Cypriniformes; Cyprinidae
Product: claudin-18-like
Exons: 6
Coding region: 1-723 (240 amino acids)
Cellular component (GO): membrane; bicellular tight junction
Molecular function (GO): structural molecule activity
Source: RefSeq, a predicted model, not a curated record
AUGAGUGUGCAUACAAGAAACGAAGACAGAAGCAGAAUGAGUGCCACAGCACUGCAGACCACAGGUUUUGUAGCAGGCGCCAUCGGUACAGUUGGAGUUCUUGCUGCCACAUUUAUGGAUGUUUGGUGCAAUGAAGACCAGCAGGAGCACCAGGCAACUCCCAUCCACCAUUAUAAGGGCCUGUGGAAGGACUGUAAGGUGUCCCAGUCUGGACUCACUGAGUGCCAACCUCUCUACAGCUACCUGAGCUACUCGAGAAUCCUUCAGGCUAUAAGAGCUCUGAUGAUAGUAGCAAUUUUAGUAGGUGUGAUUGCAGUAUUCAUUGGAUUCUUCUGCCUAAAGUGCCUCAAUAUGAGAUGUAUGGAUCUAUUGACCAAGGCCAAACUGAUGCUAAGCGCAGGGAUUUUGUUUAUCAUUGCUGGCAUUUUUGAUAUUUCUGGAUCAUCAGUGUAUGCUGAUCAAAUAGUGGCCAGUUUCAUGAUGACCCAAUACAAUCAAAAGCAAGGAGAGAAGGAAGGAAUACAAUGUGGGAAUGGCAUGGGCAUGGACACGGGAGGAAUUAAUUCAUUUGCUUCCAGGUACACAUUUGGUCCUGCCCUCUAUGUAGCCUGGGUAGGUGGAGCUUUGUUAAUUUUGGGAGGAAUUUUGAAAUGCAUCGCAUUCAAAACAAUGGAAACCAACACUGAUACAAGACAGGGAUAUAUCUACAACGCCACAGCCUAG